CUUAAUGGUCAAAUGGGGACAUACGGGGUUUUAGAUGGAUUACUUUUACACAUUAUGUUGCAAUCUACGUUUAAAGGCAGGUAUUGGUGAGAUAAGAGGAAGGAGACAGCGCAGGUGGAGUGGGCGGAGUCAAGCUAAAGGUAGACAAACAGAACAGAGUAACAGCACUGCUCCCAGGAGCCGGACACAGAGGAGAGGUAAACAAGAUGGGCUGUUAACGCGGCGGCACUCCUUAUGAAGAUCACUGAAGAUGUGCUGAAGAGACAAUGAAAAGCAGAUAAACUUAUCACUUAUAACAUGUUUCUGGACUAUACAUUCUGACUAGAAGAGGAGAACACCAAAAACAAACAGGAUGUCGUCGGACUAUCUCUGCAAACACGGAGAUACCAUCUGUGAGAUCCGAGUGUACGAGCAGGAGGUGAUAGUGGUGCCGGUCCUGCUCUUGGGUGCGUUUGCUGUCGUUUUGGUCUUUGUGUUGCUGCUGCGUUACUGCCCGGAGAGAGUCGACAAAAUCCGACCCCAAAAUCUCAAAAAGUCUUUCCGGUCUCAGCACAACAGGAGAGUGCUCACGGGGAUCGAUGCUCCUCCCGGUCUCAACCCUCUGGAGCAUGAAAGCAUCGCCCUGGACAUGCCCAGCAGCUACUCCACCUUCCACCCGCCAUCCACCUACCCCAGCGGCAGGUACGCCUCCUCCAAAAGCCUGCGCCUGCCCAUGGACUCCACCGACUCCCCAGACACUUUCAAGCCCAGUUUUGUGCCCGUGGCCCAACCCAGAGAAUUGCCCCGUCAGAGGUUACCGGAGAAGUUUAACCUGGUGUCCCCUCUGCCCGUUGCCUUCUCCCUGCGCUCCGACUCGGCUGUGUCCCUGUACAGAGCGCGCAUGGACAACAGGAACGUGGUGCUCCGGGUGCUCAAAGACACAGCCAAUGCCUCCGAGCGUCACUCCUUCCUGGGCUUUGCGUCGUUCCUGGCUCAGAUCGGGCCUCAUCCGUUCCUCCCGGAGCUGCUGGGGGUGGUGUCUCUCAGAGCGCCCCUGGUCACUGUCAUUGAGGAGAUGGAGAACAGAGACCUGCUCAGCCUGCUGUGGAGGUGCAGACAGGACACAGAUCCUCCUUGUGAAAUGACUGAGAGGAGAAUUUGCACAAUGGCUGCACAAGUCGCCUCAGCACUGGAGUUUUUGCACAGUAAGGACCUGCUCCACGGGAACAUUCGAGCCCGCAGUGUCCUGGUGAGUAAAGAGUACACGGCCAAAUUGUGGGGGCUUCACGGAGUCUACACCCGGAAAAACCAGCAGGGCACCCAGAAGGACGACCCCAGCAUGAAGAAGUGGCAGGCCCCAGAGCGCUUAUCCAAGAGAUCGGCCAGCCCCAGCAGCGACAUUUGGUCAUUUGGAGUCAUGCUGUUUGAAAUGGCAUCACUGGGAGAAGCGCCGUUUGCUGAGAUCCCUGUGAAUGAGCUGAUCCAGUUUCACCAGCGUGGGAAAAGUUUGAAAAAGCCGUUCAACUGCUCCAACAACCUAUACUCCAUCAUUAAAAGCUGCUGUCAGUGGAAGGAGAGUGAGCGCCCCCCUUUGACGGAUCUGAGCAAAAAGCUUUCGUCUGCAGAGAAAAGUGCGUCUGAUAAACCCAUAAAGUCUCCUGGGCCAGUGAAUAUAGAGCAGUACCUGCAGGAGGCGGGCUACGGAGAGACCAACAACUACACUGUGUUCUAAACAAACAAAGGGCAGUGUUCACGUGAUGUCUGUAGAAAGAUUAGAUUAAAGGUCUGGGGUAAAGGACAGACCAUAAAAGAAAAAUGUUGUCACGAUACUAUAAUAUCAGUUUGAUCCUAAUAUUGAAGGAACAUCUUGAUAAUAUAAUUUUUGUGAUGCAUGGUAAACCUCUGUCUCCCAUACAAUCUUCAUAUUUGGAUGUUAAUUUUAUAUAUAAAUAGGUUUAAUGAAAUUUUCACACUUUUAAUUUUUAUCUUUAUUUAACCAGGCAUUACAUAAUAAUAAAAAUAAUAGUAGUAAUUUUACCGGGUGGUCUAUACUACUUAGUAAGGAUGUAACAAUAACCAAAAUAUCGUGAUAUCGUAUCGUCAAAAGUCUCACAAUAUAUCGAAUCAUGAGUUUCUUUACUUAAAUGCAUGGUUUUACAGUAGCAACAGUUUAUAAACAUCCGAAACUACAUAUCCCAUGAUUCAUUUCAGUGCAAACAACACAAAGAAACGUGUUUUUUACUUGAAUUCUUCAGAUUAUGAUGGAAAUAAUUCACACCAAAAUCUUUUCAAGGUAUUUUAAAAUCAGAAACAUGUUCUGUCUACAAUUAUAUCAGCCUCUUCAAAAUGUCGUAAUAAAUAUCGUACCUUGAGACGCAUAUCGUGAUAAUAUCGUACCGAGAGAUUUGGAUAUCGUUACAUCCCUACUACUUAUGAUCAAGACUAUUCUAAAACUACAACUUAAGAGGUUUUAUUUAAAUUUUUUUGUAUUGAUACUUCAAAUGAGUAUCUAGUUUACAUACUAAUUUUACUAUUGAUCCAUAUCUUGUUACUAAUUGAUACCUAUAAGACUUUUCCUCUUUGGCGAUAUUAAGUGAUCAUAUUUGCCAGUUAACGGUGCAAUAAGUUAUGAAAUGUAGAUGUACAUUAUGAAGGCAAACGACAAAUUAAUUAGGUUUCAUAUAAGUAUUUUCUGUUACUUAAAAGAAUAUAGUCCCCUCUAUUUUUGGGGAAUAUUUUGACUUCAUAUGAACUGGUGUGAGAUUUGAACACAGCCUCUUGUGCCACAGAUCAACCAGAUCAAAAGGGCAUGUGAACAUUAAUGAAAGAUUAAAGAUGUUGGUCGAAUCAGUAUGGGCAUAAGAAGUUUAAACUUGAACAAAAAGUGCUAAAUUAUAUUGUAUUUAAAUAACUUGUUCGUAUUUGUGAUGGUUCUAAUGAGAACUUGUGAAAUGUAAACAGGACCGAGCUGCACGUCACUUUAUGAUAGUUUACAAGUCUUGUUUUUAAUAGAGAAUAAAUGUAAUAAUGUAUUUGUAAAGACAGAGUGUGUAAAUAAAUCGGGAUGGGACACAGGCUCUUUAAUAUUAUAGUAAGUCUAUUUUUCCUCUACAGCUCAACCAAAUGACUACGGUACAUAAUUAUUUUUUUUUUAUAUGGAGCAGUCCUGAUCUUGUCCCAUCCCUAAAAGAAAUGUUUACAAGAUCAACAUGUAAAUAAAAUAAUAAAAUCCA
Boleophthalmus pectinirostris (great blue-spotted mudskipper) is the source of this 3212-nucleotide messenger RNA. RefSeq names its product serine/threonine/tyrosine kinase 1b (gene styk1b). Gene Ontology annotation, cellular component: signaling receptor complex. Bases 353 to 1711 code for a protein of 452 amino acids. Gene Ontology annotation, molecular function: transmembrane receptor protein tyrosine kinase activity; ATP binding. The transcript has 11 exons. Gene Ontology annotation, biological process: cell surface receptor protein tyrosine kinase signaling pathway; multicellular organism development; protein phosphorylation. Lineage: Eukaryota; Metazoa; Chordata; Actinopteri; Gobiiformes; Gobiidae. The record is from RefSeq and is a predicted model, not a curated record.